Messenger RNA from Lagopus leucura (white-tailed ptarmigan), 2025 nucleotides. It is a transcript of the gene DIPK1C, whose product is annotated as divergent protein kinase domain 1C. The record is from RefSeq and is a predicted model, not a curated record. NCBI's taxonomy places the organism in Eukaryota, Metazoa, Chordata, Aves, Galliformes, Phasianidae. Bases 1 to 1242 code for a protein of 413 amino acids. The transcript is spliced from 4 exons.
AUGAGGGGCAUCCCGGGCUGGAGGAGGCUGCGGCUCGCGGGCUGGCGCCGGUGCACCCUCGCGUUCCUCCUCGCCUGGGCCGCCGGCUGGGUGGUGCUGAGCGCCCUGCUCUUUCUCCUCCACGGGAGCGUCUUCUCCGAGCGCUGCACGGAUGAGGACGGCCACCGCAUCCUGGCCAGGCUGUGCCUUGACUACAGCAGUGGAGCCCUGACUGGCGACCUCUGCGAAGACCUGUGUGUGGCGCAGAAGCUGGUGUACAAACACUGCCUUUACUAUGACAGAGGUAAGAAGGUCAUCCAGGCUGAUUGGAGAGGCCAGCCCAUCAUCCUGAAAUCCAAAAAGGAAAUCUUCUCCAGCUACCAGCAUCUCAGUAUGCUGGACGAGGUGGAAACACAGGAUAUUCCUGAAACAGAGAUUCUGCUGAUGGUAGCCUUGGAGGUAAAAAAUGUUCUGGGGCUAGAACUGUCUAACAAUAGCACAGGGCCCCUGUGGACAAGGAGGAAGGGACCACAUUGGAAAGCGCAGGUGGCCAGCAUGUGGUCCUUGAUCCAGCAGGAAGAAUAUAUUUUCUUCAGUUUGCUGCAGGACUUCAGCAAACAUGUGCUACGAAUUAUUGGCUCUUGUGGACAUUUCUAUGCCGUGGAGUAUCUUACAGCUGGACAUGCCUGGCACAAAACUCUUUUUCCCUUGGAAAACAUAGCAGGUCCCUCCCUUGCUGGCCGCAAAAGCAGAGUGAGAGCCAUCAUUGACAUUGCACUCAGCUUUCUGGAUAUGGUGCAACAUUUUGAUAAUGAUUUCUCUCAUCGCCUACACCUGUGUGACAUCAAGCCAGAAAACUUUGCUAUCAGGCAUGAUCUUACGGUGGUGGCCAUCGAUGUGGAUAUGGCUUUUUUUGAACCCAAAAUGAGGGACAUCCUUGAGCAGAACUGCACAGGAGAUGAAGAUUGUAACUUUUUUGAUUGCUUUUCAAAAUGCAAUCUGAAAAUCAGAAGAUGUGCAGCACAGAGAGCCAAUAACAACUUGCAAGUCAUUUGUGACAAAAUAUUCCGUCGCUGGUUUUCUCCAACUCUCAGAGGACCAUUGGUUUCCUUCCCACUGCAGCCACAGUUGCAGAAGGCUGUGCAGGAGUGUGCAGAGCUGGGACAUGUGGAUGCUACUGUGCACCAGAGAACUCCGAAAUCUCUCAUUGAAUUAUACCAUCUGCUUCGGGUCAGCCAACAAGAACUGCAAAGGGUGGAGUAGAUACAGAAGGCAGAACUGCAAAGGCCACAUCACAACCACUGCUAACAGAUACUGUAUGUGAGGCAGCCUGUGUUUUCUGUCUCUCCUCCAUCCCUCCUACCCACUGUAUUACAUUCAUAGCACAUAGUUUUCCAGCUAUGCAAAUGAAAUUCAUGACUGCAGGUGCAGCAUGUCCUGUUAAUAUCUCUUGAAAUAUGAAAUUGUUUUACAUUACCUGAUUUCCUUCUUUAUUUUCCUGUAUUCUCCAUCGAUGUUCAGCACAUCAUUUGCAUUCCUGCUCAGAUAGCAUCUGAGUACACACUCCAAGUUAUUAGGCAUUUCUGUAGGGAUGAGAUGGUGCUUUGAAGUCAAAAACUGGAAGUGCAGAACAACUAAUAUCAAUCAUUAACAAGGUGGUGGGAUGGAUGUGGAUAAAUACAUGCAAGAUGUUUGUUUUUCUCUCAUUGUAGAAUAAGGGUUUUAGAAGUAAAGACUGAGUCUUCAGUAUAAAAAACCAAGCUCAAACAGGGAAACAUUGUCACAUGGAGAGCUGCUUAUGUACAAAGCACUCCAUUCUGAUGUUUCCAAAUGGUGUAUUAUAUUACUUGUGCCAUAGCUAACUUUCUGUGGAAAAAUUAUGUGAAGUUACUUAGGGUUUUACUAGAGCAAAAUGACUGUACCCAAUCUGGACACUUAUAUUCUGCAGUGAAGAAAGUGACACUGACUCUUCCUUUGUGAGCAAGCCCUCAGGCACUUGAACAUCAGAGCACUUGGUAAGAAGCACUACUUUGCCAGAUAGCAGAA